Molecule: messenger RNA, 966 nt
Organism: Pelobates fuscus (common spadefoot toad)
Lineage: Eukaryota; Metazoa; Chordata; Amphibia; Anura; Pelobatidae
Product: olfactory receptor class A-like protein 1
Exons: 1
Coding region: 1-966 (321 amino acids)
Biological process (GO): G protein-coupled receptor signaling pathway
Cellular component (GO): membrane
Molecular function (GO): pheromone receptor activity
Source: RefSeq, a predicted model, not a curated record
AUGGUACUUCAUAUUUUAACAGCUGUUGGAUUCACCCCUUUGGUGGUGAUUGGCGUUCCGAGCAAUGUGUAUAUUGUAUGGAGAUUUACCUUCAUUAGGAUACUGGAGAAGAAGUUGCUACCAACAAAUAUGAUCCUAAUGGUUUUAGCACUUGUGAACCUUCUUCUACUUCUUGCUCGGGCAAUUCCUCAGUAUAUGUAUGCCAUGGUGUUGGAGAACCUACUUGAUGAUGCUGUGUGCAAGCUAAUUGUGUACAGUUACAGAGUGUGUAGAGCAAUGUCCAUUUCUUUCACAAGUCUACUUAGCUGUCACCAGUGUACACUUAUUGCUCCAGUUAAUAAGCUAUGGGGUUUUCUCAAACAAAAAAUAUCCCAGAAUAUGUUGAUAAUCAUUUUUGUCAUCUUGAUCAUCAAUCUUGUGCUCUACUCAUCAAGUCUUGUGUAUGCCCAAGCAAAGAAGAAUUUCACAAAUACGCCAUAUACCUUGCACAUGAUUACAUGUCACACAGACUUUUUAACCUAUGCUUCUUUUUUCAUAAAUGGGACAUUAUUGGCCAUUAAAGACUUUCUAUUAGUGGGAUUGAUGACAUUUGCAAGCAGUUACAUGGUGAAUGUAUUGCUCCAUCAUCAGCAAGUCGUUAAAAGUAUUCGGAGCUCAGACAACAGUCAAGGAAAAUCUAAAGAGUACAAAGCAUCUAGAGCUGUCAUUUUAUUGGUUGUCCUCUAUGUGAUGCUUUUUGGUCUUGAUAAUUUCAUGUGGCUUUAUUCCACGUUUCAUGUUUACCCUGAUUUAAACAAUGCAAGAAUAAUACUAGCUUGUUCCUACUCUGCUUUAAGUCCUAUAGUCAUCAUUGCCACCAACCCUAAAUUAUAUCUGAUAAACUGUUCACACAUAAAAAAUUUGAUGGGUACCAACCAUCGAGAAUAUUCGGACAAAAAUACUUGUGUAAGCUACAUUAGCAAUUAA